AGAGAGGCAAAGCCAUGAAGGUGAUGCGAGAGGUUGAGUGAGAGAUGGGUUCAUUGCUUGCUUUGUUGGGGUUGAUUGUAGGGUUAUUUGGGGUUGGCAAUGCACAACUAAGUGCUAGCUUUUACAAUACCACUUGCCCUAACGUGACUAGCAUUGUGAGAAACGUUGUUCAGCAGGCUUUCCAGUCGGAUGUGCGCAUCGGUGCCAGUUUGAUCCGCCUCCACUUUCACGACUGCUUUGUUGAUGGGUGUGAUGGGUCUUUGUUGCUGGAUAAUUCGUCAAGCAUCGUUAGUGAGAAGGAUGCAGUCCCAAAUAGUGGCUCUGUGAGAGGAUUCCCUGUGGUGGAUAACAUAAAGGCUGACUUGGAAAGUCAGUGCCCUGGUAUUGUCUCAUGUGCUGAUAUCCUUGCCAUUGCCUCUGAAGUUUCAGUUGUUUUGGCUGGUGGUCCGUCAUGGAGUGUUCUACUUGGGCGCAGGGAUGGCACUACUGCGAAUAAAGAUGCUGCUAAUAACAAUCUUCCGAGCCCUUUCGAAGGCAUCAGUAACAUUUCAACCAAGUUUUCAAAUGUUGGCCUCGACACGACAGAUGUUGUUGCUCUCUCUGGGGCACACACAUUCGGGCGAGCACAGUGCCAGUUUUUCAGGGAUCGACUAUACAACUUUAGUGGUUCCGGGGCAGCCGAUCCCACCAUGAACUCAUCUUAUGUGACAACUCUACAGGGUUCAUGUCCUCAAAGUGGUGGAGACACCACCUUAUCGGACUUGGACCCGACAACCCCGGAUGGUUUCGACAACGCGUACUUCACUAAUCUUGAGAGCAACAGAGGCCUACUCCAGUCUGACCAAGAGUUGUUCUCCACUAGUGGUGCGACAGUCUCUAUUGUGCAAAACUAUGCUAGUAACCAAAGUGCUUUCUUUGAAAGCUUUGUGAAAUCCAUGAUCAAGAUGGGUAAUAUAAGCCCAUUGACUGGCACCAAUGGUCAAAUAAGAACAAAUUGCAGUAGGGUCAAUGGUAGCUAGCUUUGAAGCUAUCUCGUCCAUGUUGCAUGGUUUCAUAAUCCAUGUAGCAAGUUGGUUUCUCAAUCACAAAAAAAAAUAAACUAAUAAAAAUUGUUGUCUUAGCUUGUUUCUAUUUUUUUUUUUCUUAGUUCAGGGGAGGGUCCAUGAAUUUGGGCUAAUGUUUCUAGUUCUGUGAGUCUUCUUUCUUUUGGGAAGAAGAACCUAGUGCAUGUAACUAGGGUUUUUUAGGGUUUGGGUGGAAUUAUAACCUAAUGGGUGGCUUUGUUUUGGUAGGAAGUCUCUUGAAAGAAAUAUUAUAGUUGUUGCACGUGAAGAACAACCAAAAAUGUUGAAUUAUAACAUUAAGAGAGAAUGGUAUCAUGGGAUUUUGUAGUGAUA
Amborella trichopoda is the source of this 1397-nucleotide messenger RNA. RefSeq names its product peroxidase A2-like. Lineage: Eukaryota; Viridiplantae; Streptophyta; Magnoliopsida; Amborellales; Amborellaceae. Gene Ontology annotation, biological process: hydrogen peroxide catabolic process; response to oxidative stress. The record is from RefSeq and is a predicted model, not a curated record. Gene Ontology annotation, molecular function: heme binding; peroxidase activity.